CCAUAGACAAUACAUUAUUUAUUAUUUAUUAGUUUGUCUAUGUCCUUAUUUGAAAUUUAUGAGUUUGUUUCUAUCUAGAGAUUUGUUGGUUUGUAUGGAAUGAAUUGAGUCUUGAAUCCAAAAUAUGAAAAUAAAUUUAUAUAGAAAUAUUUUCCAUAUCCAAAUUUAUAUCUAAGAAGUUACUGGUUUCCUUAUCCUUACACUAAUAUAAAAGCUAUAGCAUCUGAAGAACAAUAAACAAGCUCAAAAACGUUGGUACUUAUUUAAAAAAAAAAUGUGUUUUAACGGUUACAAAUUAGUAUCAAGCAGAGUAUUAAGUAUUUGUCAUACAAACAGUGAGAAAGGAAAAUAAAUUUCAGUAAUAAUCACAAGCAGAUUGAUAAGAUGUUGGAGGAGAAUAGUAUCAAAACAUCUGUAGAUAAUACAUUAGAAAGUAACUGUAAUUUAAUAAAACCUAUUAAUCGUGAAGUUGUUCACAAGAUUUGCUCUGGUCAAGUUGUGUUAAGUCUAGCCAUCGCAGUGAAAGAGUUGAUAGAAAAUUCAAUAGAUGCUGGGGGUACUAGAAUAGAUGUUUAUCUGAGAGAAUAUGGUUCUGACCUUAUUGAAAUAUCUGAUAAUGGUACUGGUGUGUUAGAAAAAGAUUUUGAAGCGCUAACUUUGAAGCAUUAUACAUCAAAAAUCAGAGAAUUUAAUGACUUGGUAAACAUUGGAACUCUUGGUUUUAGAGGAGAAGCACUAAGUUCUCUUUGUGCCUUGUCCGAUUUAACUAUUGUGACAAAACAUUCCACGGCAGAGUUAGCAACUAAAAUUACAUACGAUAAAAAUGGAACAAUUACAAAUAAGGUUACCACAGCCAGAGAGAACGGGACAACUGUUAUGUUAAAUAAGUUAUUCUCUACAUUGCCCGUUAGACGAAAAGACUUCCUUAAAAAUUUAAAAAGGGAAUUUAAUAAAAUGUGCCAGCUGCUUUAUGCUUAUUGCUUGGUUUCAAAAGGAAUAAAGUUUUGCUGUACUAAUGUCUCUGAUAAAGGUUUGAAGAAUACAGUUGUUGCCACAGAGGGGCAUAAAAAUGUUAGAGAAAAUAUUAUCAACAUAUUCGGAGCUAAGCAAAUUUCAAGUCUGGUAGAUAUAGAAAUUACGAUACCAGAUAAUGAUAUAUUAAACGAUUAUGGAAUUAAUCUUAAAACUGGCGAAGAAAUUCCAUUUACUUUUGAGUUUUUAAUUUCCAGUGUUAGUCAUGGAAAUGGACGCAGUUCUACAGACAGGCAAUUUUAUUUUAUCAAUUCUAGGCCUUGCGAACCUACGAGGUUAAUGAAAUUAGUCAACGAAAUUUAUAAACAGUAUAACGUCAAUCAAUACCCAUUUGUUUUUUUAAACAUUAUAACUAAAUCAUCGUUAGUAGAUGUAAAUGUGACGCCAGAUAAAAGACAAAUUUUUCUUGAAAAUGAAAAAAUAUUAUUAGCGACUGUAAAGGCAUCUUUAAUAAAAGUUUUUAAGUCAUUUCCUUCUACUUUCAAAAUGCAAAACUUAGACGUUUCACAUAUAAUUUCAUCAGGAAAAACAUUAGAAAGAGGCAUAAAAAGAAGUAUUUCAGAUGGCCCAGUUAAAAAGGGAAGUAUCUUGGACAGAUUUAAAAAAAGAACAAAAACUGAAGAAAGUAUUACUACUAGUAGCUUAAAAUCGAUGCUGGUUAAAAAUAGUCCCGAAGUUCUUGAUGAGAUAGAAAAGGACUGUGAUAAACAAUUACGCAUGUUAAUUGAUAUUGCUUGCAAACUAUCACCAGACAAAAAUUCCGAGAAUAUCGUCGAUUUCCAUACAAUAAAAAAAGAAAACAAUUCUGAAGAUAGCAUCGAUGAUGUCAGUAUUUGUCUUGACCAACCCCCACAUGACACUAUACAAAAAUUUAUACCGUUGAAUAUCACCAUUGAUGAUAUUAAAGCAGUUCUUAAUAAGCCAAAAAUGGAAGAAAAUAAAAACAUUAAGAUCCGCUUUAGAUCUGAAAUUGUACCAGAAAGCAACAAAUCAGCUGAAGAUGAACUACAGAAACAAAUUGCAAAAUAUGACUUUAAAAAAAUGGACGUUAUAGGGCAGUUCAAUUUAGGAUUCAUAAUAACUAAAUUAAAUAAUGAUUUAUUUAUUGUAGAUCAACAUGCUACAGACGAGAAGUACAAUUUUGAACAAUUGCAGAUUUCCAGUGUUAUAGAUAGUCAAAUUUUAAUUAAUCCCAAACCAUUGGAAUUAACUGCCGGAAAUGAAAAUAUUCUUAUUGACAAUAUAGACAUAUUUAAGAAAAAUGGAUUUUCUUUCAAGAUCGACGAAUCAGCACCUUGUACUAAAAAAGUAGCUGUAACAGCCUUUCCUGUUAGCAAAAAUUGUGUUUUUGCAAAAGAUGACAUUGAUGAAAUGAUAUUUAUGCUUCAGGAAUCAGGCCAAACGAUGUGCAGACCUAGCAAGAUUAGAGCAAUGUUUGCUUCAAGAGCAUGCAGAAAAUCAGUAAUGAUCGGAAAACAUCUUUCAAAAUCGGAUAUGAGAUGCCUCAUAGAUCAUAUGGGAGACAUCGAUCAACCCUGGAACUGCCCUCACGGAAGACCUACAAUGAGGCAUUUAAUAAAUUUGGACCUUAUAGAAAAUAAAAAUUAACUCCAUUAAUAUAUUUGUAUAUAUAUUCUUUUAUUACGUGAC
Anoplophora glabripennis (Asian longhorned beetle) is the source of this 2682-nucleotide messenger RNA. RefSeq names its product mismatch repair endonuclease PMS2 (gene Pms2). The record is from RefSeq and is a predicted model, not a curated record. The transcript has 9 exons. The coding region runs from base 385 to 2640 and encodes 751 amino acids. NCBI's taxonomy places the organism in Eukaryota, Metazoa, Arthropoda, Insecta, Coleoptera, Cerambycidae. Gene Ontology annotation, cellular component: MutLalpha complex. Gene Ontology annotation, biological process: mismatch repair. Gene Ontology annotation, molecular function: ATP binding; ATP-dependent DNA damage sensor activity; mismatched DNA binding.